AUGAGGUUCGGUGCCGACUUCUACCGGUACCAGAUCCCAGACUGGCAUCGGUACUACAUAAGCUACAAUGAGCUGAAAGCUCUCAUCAAGCUCAAUGCUGGGCGGGACGACUACCAUGUCAACCUCAAAGAGAUUGAAAGCAGCAUAGAGAAGCAGGUCAACAAGCUAGAGUCUUUCCAGCAGCGAAAACUGGACUGGUUCGGGAGGCAAGAGUCCGAUGUUUGCGCUCGAGUCGCCCCGACACAGCGGCCUUUGACACCUGCGGACAUCGCAGACAUAGACUAUCAGACCCUGCAACUGCUCCUUCACGAUUAUGACGAGUUGCGACAGCAUCACGGCCAGUUACUAUGGUUCGGCAGGGUCAAUGAAGAGGCAGCGCGCAGAUUGACCCUCAAGCUAAAGAAACUCGAGCUUUCGAGUGAUCCUUCUUACCGCCAGGUCUACCAGAAGGCGACGAGCCUUCUUUCACGAGUUGUGCCGGAUGAUUCAUGUGCCGCAACUCACAGGAGGUUGAGCACCCUGGUCACUGCAAUCAAUAUAUCUCUCGAAAGCCAUGAACCUCGCCAGAUACUUCCCCGCCUCGAUGCCGAUACAUUGCGUUCUAUACAUCCUGGAGUUUCUCUCGAAGACUGGAAACUAGCAUUGCACGAUGACGAGCCAAGUUCCAUUGCAGAGGCGUUCCAACCCGCCAUUGAGUUACAAGCGCACUCGAACAGCUACUCUCUAGAUGGUAUUGCUCAUCAAUUACUGCGCGACUCCGUAUCACAUCAGGCAAAUAGGAUCACCCGCUGGCUGCUGACUGACUUGUUCCCCCGAUGCGAUCUUGGGGUAGACUUCGACUGCCUUGUCCUCUUCCUGAGAGUCUUUGAAGGGGAGGGAUCGGUGGCAACUCAGCAAGAAGGCAGUCAAGGAGAGUAUCUUGACUCAUCUAAUACCUCCGACUGA
Molecule: messenger RNA, 945 nt
Organism: Anthostomella pinea
Lineage: Eukaryota; Fungi; Ascomycota; Sordariomycetes; Xylariales; Xylariaceae
Source: the annotation of a GenBank genome assembly